CCGGGGAAACCCUCUGUGCGCGGCGGGGGUGAGGGAGCGGAUCCCGGGGAAACCCUCUGUGCGCGGCGGGGGUGAGGGAGCGGAUCCCGGGGAAACCCUCUGUGCGCGGCGGGGGUGAGGGAGCGGAUCCCGGGCAAACCCUCUGUGUGCGGCGGGGUGUGAUCCAGAGUAGGGGUUGCUCUUGCCAACUCUUCAGCGUUUGUGAGGGAGCCGGGAAGAUGGUGAAUGUUCUGAAAGGUGUUCUGGUUGAAUGUGACCCUGCAAUGAAGCAGUUUCUGCUCUACUUGGAUGAGUCAAAUGCUUUGGGAAAGAAGUUCAUCAUACAAGACCUGGAUGAAACUCAUGUCUUUGUAUUAGCUGAGUUGGUCAACUUUCUCCAGGAGAGAGUGGGCGAGUUAAUGGACCAGAACUCCUUUCCUAUUACUCAGAAGUGAGAAAAGCCAGAGAAAUGAGAUUACUGCAAGUUUUGGAACCGUGAAUUUCAAUAGUUUGGGUUGUUUCUGUUUUAAUAGAUAACACUGUGGCAUGUAAGUUCUACAUAGAAGUGGCUACUAUAGAAAAUGCAUCAUUUUCAUAGACAAAAUAGUCUGGAAUUGGAUUUUGUUUCUCAUUUUGAAAGAAUGUGGUAUCUUUAUUAAAAGACUUAAAAUUA
Molecule: messenger RNA, 652 nt
Organism: Haemorhous mexicanus (house finch)
Lineage: Eukaryota; Metazoa; Chordata; Aves; Passeriformes; Fringillidae
Gene: GTF2H5
Product: general transcription factor IIH subunit 5
Exons: 3
Coding region: 219-434 (71 amino acids)
Biological process (GO): transcription initiation at RNA polymerase II promoter; nucleotide-excision repair; transcription by RNA polymerase II
Cellular component (GO): transcription factor TFIIH core complex; transcription factor TFIIH holo complex
Source: RefSeq, a predicted model, not a curated record